This is a messenger RNA of Aspergillus pseudonomiae, 2133 nucleotides long. RefSeq lists its product as uncharacterized. NCBI's taxonomy places the organism in Eukaryota, Fungi, Ascomycota, Eurotiomycetes, Eurotiales, Aspergillaceae. Bases 1 to 2133 code for a protein of 710 amino acids. The transcript is spliced from 3 exons. The record is from RefSeq and is a predicted model, not a curated record.
AUGACUUCUCCAGCUGAGCAGGUGCUUUUGUUUGGAGGGAUUAUCGACCCUGAGCUCGUCUCGGGUCUGGCGCUGUUCGGCUACGCCGAUCUCACAGUGGGGUCUGCGAUCAUCUUCGCGACCAUAACCAUCUUCGCAUACAUCGCCAGUGACUGGAAAGUCCUCAGUUCCUGGAUCUCGGCACUUUUGACGGCAGUCGUUCGACCCAUCCGCGCAGUGGUACUCGGUAUAAGCUGGCUCCUCAUGCAGCUUGCCGCCGUUCGGCCUCUGGCCGACAUUUUCACUACCCUGCGCACUCUCGAGGAUGCGGUCAAGAGCCGGAUUAUCGAGAACCGCCUCAGCCGUCUCGUCUCCGCCGUGGUGGACUGGUAUUUCCCGUUCAAUCACCCCCUGGCAACAGUGUGUCGACUGUCUCUGUCAUUUAUCUGCGGGACAACGGUCAUGUACGAUCUGUUGCUCCCUGCAGCUUGGCAUGUCUCCGGUCUCGUCAUGGCCGUGAGCUCGUCAGAAGAGGAGCUUUCGUACCACUGCUUCGACGUCUUCGGACGGCUCGAACAAGGGAGGUUGAACCGGCGCGAGUGGCUCGAAGUAGCCUUUUGCUGCGGCCAAGAGACCGGCUUAGAGUUGCGCGAGAUCCAUCACCUUUACGUCAUUGCUUUCGUCACUACCAGUGUCUCGUGUGCCAUUCUGGCAGUGCUUUCCUGGUACGCUCUCGCCAAGGCCGUCUCUUCCCGACGCGCCGACAAGCUGCAGCCUGCAGCCCUAAGAGUGGACCACAUCGGCCACGAGACACAGCUCCGAGGGACGCCCCCGACGCCUCGUGAGAUUGACCUGUGGAAUAUUAUCGAUCAGUGCGAAGGCGUGAUCACCAAGCAGAAGGGGCUCCUCAUUGCCAGAACUGAGGAGCUUAAGGUAGUCAAGCAGCGGAUGGAGGGCAGCUGGGCGCUUGUCAAGAAACUGUCUGCCCAACCGGACCCCAUUGAGGAAGUUCGACCCCGCGAGACGACUGUCAUCGUGGAACUCCGCCAGGAGCUCGCGGUCAAGGAAGGGCAGCUCAGCAAUACCCAGGGGAAACUGAGGCAGCUGGAAGAGCAGCUUGCCCGGGAGAGGGAACAGGCGGAGGCCGAUUUCCUGAGUGAGCACCAGUCACUCAGAGCCGAGCUUCAAGCUUGGAAUGACCAGCUCGUAACUCUCGAGCAACGCCUGGCCGCUGCAGAGGCCCGAGAACAGCAAUCUCGCGGCCACACCGACACCGAACGCCAGAACCUCGUUGUUUACAAUAACGACCUCAUCGCCCAGAACCAGGAGCUCAUGGCCCAGUGUCAGGCCUUCCAGGCCGAGCACGACCGGCUGCACCUGCAGUUCCGUGACUCCUCGGUGACCAUACAGGAACGGGAUGCCGCCCUCAGGCGUGUCAUGCUCCUGGAGGCCGAGCUUGAGACUAACCAGUCGUCGGCAGACAGCGUGGCGCGGCACGCGCAAGUGCCUCUCACUCGCGCACACGAAGCUGAGGUGGCUCUUCGGCAAUCUAUGUCGAACCUCCAGCACACCUGCGACUUGACUCUCGCGCAGGAACGUGCCGCCGCCGACCAGGCCCAGAAACGGGCUUCCGACCUUACAGCGGAAGUCAAUGAUCUCCAAGGUAAGAUCGGCAUGGCGAUGAGGGAGGCUCAGAGGAGCCAGGAGCAGGCGGCUGCUGCCGAGAGGACGAUCCAGAUCCUCGAGCACCGCCUGUCCCGUUGGGAAGCUUCGCGCAGUUCGCAGGAGAUACCAAAGCGUCCCACCCAAGACGUGGGGUCGAUCUCCACUGCGCUCGCGCAGAGCCAGGUGACGGUCUCCCAGCAGCAGACCGAAAUCAACAACCUCCGCCGCCAGCUUGACAAAGACAACCAAGGGGUCAUGUGUACCUCUGAGCAGGUGGCCCAGGAGGGCGUUCAAAAGCUGCGGGAGGCUCUGAAUAAUGAGAAAAGAGCGCGGACGGAGGAUAACAUCCGUUGGGGCAAAAAGACGCGCGAGCUGGAGGACGAGUGCCAAAAGCUCCGCAUCUCGCUGUCCAACACGGCGGCGGCAUCGACGGCAGCAUCGACGGCUGUGCGCCGUCAGGGUAACAGGCGUCUGCCCACUAUCCCCUGA